This is a messenger RNA of Ixodes scapularis (black-legged tick), 2350 nucleotides long. RefSeq lists its product as uncharacterized. The transcript has 3 exons. Gene Ontology annotation, molecular function: protein binding. NCBI's taxonomy places the organism in Eukaryota, Metazoa, Arthropoda, Arachnida, Ixodida, Ixodidae. Bases 350 to 1615 code for a protein of 421 amino acids. The record is from RefSeq and is a predicted model, not a curated record.
GCCCGCGCUGUCCGCGUUAAUGUUGCAGCAGGACAUGGCGGACAUGGCUCCUCUGACUUUAGAAUAAGUACCAGCAACGAUGUUCUUGCGAAGCUCGUGAGAAGAUGAGUACUGCAGCAACUGCAGCGUCACAAAACCCGCGCCAUUUUUUUUCCUGAGCUUGGAUUGGCUUGGAUUGUGUCAGCUGAUAUGGCUUCUUCCAAGCCUAUCCGUAGGCCGAAGCGCGUUUUGCAGCAUUUUUGAGUUAAGUGGACGGUUGUUGGUUGCAUCGUUCGCACAAGUUUGACGUCGGUAAUGCUGGUAUAAGACUGUUCACUUCACAGAAAGCGAGCUUUGUAGGUUGCAUUCGAUGUCUGCCGACAACGGAGUGUGCUACGGUUUGAAACUGGAAAUGACAUACUUCAGGGUUGCUGAGUUCUCUGACGCCCUUGAUUGGAGGCCCACACUGUUCCAAGAGCCCAUCAUUGCGCAGAGAGCCUGUGCCCUGUGCGGCGUCGUGUACAAGAAAGCAGUCAGGCUUCCCUGCGUACACACACUGUGCACAAAGUGCCACGCUCGGUGCGUCAACACAGGAAGCUCUUGUCCCGUCGACCAGAAGCCGUUCUGCGAAGAUGACGUUGAACAGCUGGACGUCUCUCUCAAGUACAUCUUGAACCGUACGGUUGCCUGCUGGAAUGCACCUAAAGGCUGCAGCUUCAUUGGCACCGCAGCCAGCCUCUUGGACCACUACAAGGAGUGUGGCUUCAGCGUCGUGCCUUGUUGCCUGUGCCACUCUUCAGUGUUGCAGUGGAACAUUUUGGAGCACUUCAACACUGACUGCCGCAUUCACGAAGCAAAGUUUGCACCUACCGACAACCUUGCAACAGAACACCUCAAGGACGUCGACAGUGCUUGUCUCGAGAUAAAGAGAGCCACGGGAAAGAUCUCCGAGGACCUCAUGUCACUGCAGACCAGCCUGAACCGGUGCAGCGAAGACGUCAGGGCAGAGGGUGCAAGGUGCAAGGGCCAAUUGGAGGCUGAGGCUUCCAAGCUUGCUGAACAGCUCAACAACCUUAACACGGUCUGCACCACUGGUUUCGCCGAAAAACGGCGAGUUCUUCAGGCAGCGAUGGCGGACUACAAAGACCAUGUGAGCAAGGAGCUCCGUUUGCUAGGCUGUUGUAAGCCUGUGAGGGUCCACUGGUACGUUGAGGGGUGGGCAGACAUGAAGAAGAAAGCACUUGAGGCAGGGUUGCAGUUGACGGAGAGUCCCCCAAGGGUUAUUUAUGGUUAUAGUGUCUCCCAAGUUUUUGAACUAGACCUAAAGAAGGGUAAGGGCCCCAUUGGGUGCUACAUAAAGAUAUACCCCGGGAAACAAGACCUGCAGCUGGAGUGGCCCUUUCGCAAGGUUUACACGGUUGGUGUCAUUCACCCCAAAGACCAAUCAAACAUGAUUUCAGAAACGUUAAAUCCUGGUGACUCUACUGAUGAAGAACGCGAAUGUUGCUUUCUGAGGCCCAAAGGAAAGGGAAAUCAUCCAUAUGGAGCAACAAUCCUGACAACAGCAGAAAAGCUUGAAACAGGCGGGUUUAUUGAAAGCGAUACACUCCACUUGUUUUUGGAGGUGCAGCCGUAAUUUGUCUAAUUAGGAUGAAGCAAGUACUGGUUUGUAUAGCUUUGCAGAAAGUGCUUUGUAUCUUUUUCGACAGCUUUAUACAGAAAAAGGAUCCUGAUUGCUAUAUUUUUUCCUUGGAUGCGAUGUUGGAAUAAUUGUUUGCCCUCUGUUGGUGAAUUUGGUGAAAUUGUUUCCCUUCUGUUGGUGAAAAGUACUCUAAUCUGUUUUUUUUUUUUUUUUAGCUAGCUAAGAAAGCUUGAACCCAUCUUUUUUUCAGUUUUAAUUUGGAUUGCACAGUAAUUUGGUUUUGCAGUUCAGACCUAAUUAAGAAUGUAAGCAGUCAAGAGCGACGUCUUAGUUAUAAAGCUUUGCUUAGUUAUGCUUCAUCUUUUUUUUUUGUUUUAUUUAGCUUUUACACUGAUUGUGUCUUGUCGAGAAAUUGUUUAGUUAUUCAGCUUUGUGUUGUAUGCUGUUUCAGAUGCAUGAUCAUAAAAUUGUGCUGUUUGUAGCUAUAAGGGUUACUUUUCCUCUGUCAGAGUAUCAUUACUACUCUGUACACCUUUUUCUGUCGUCCAUGACACUACCUCAUUUUCUGAAAAAUGACAACUUGACAUGUUUGAAUUAUUAAAAAAAUGCCAAAAGGAACAAAACUUGCACCGCUUAUUGCAAGCCAAUUGAUGAACAGGGUUGCCAGGUUGGGUUAUUAAUAGUCAAAUUGAGCUACUUGGUACUUCAUUUGGCGUCGAAAUUUGGCGG